Messenger RNA from Tricharina praecox, 1712 nucleotides. RefSeq lists its product as uncharacterized. The record is from RefSeq and is a predicted model, not a curated record. Bases 137 to 1387 code for a protein of 416 amino acids. NCBI's taxonomy places the organism in Eukaryota, Fungi, Ascomycota, Pezizomycetes, Pezizales, Pyronemataceae. The transcript has a single exon.
CCACUACCACUACCACCACCAAUAACCAUUAUCACCUCCGGCUGGCACAACCACCACCAUCACCCAUCACCACCAUCAUCAUCACCAUCACCACCGGCACGACCUUAACGACACCCCUCCAACGAAGACGGCGACAAUGUCGCACUACCACGCCCCUUCGACCUCGCGGCACCAGCCUCUCCUCCCCGAAUUCUCCGACCCGGACUUUUCGCCCACCGCACGCUUCAACCCCAAAGCCGUAACGCAAGCCUUUCAAGCGGCGCGCAAUGCCGCACCCAAACCCGCGCAGCACGGCCCGUUCAUCAAUCUCGAUGCCAGCAACAGCACGCUUUUACCACGGCCGGCGCUGCGCGAAGGCGCCUGCCCGGUGUCCAAAAAGCUGAUCACUAUCGCGCGCUACGUCAGCAUCUUCCUGCGGCUUCUGCAGCUGCUCGGCGCAAUGGGGCUCCUAGUGUGCCUCCUGUUCAUCCGCGAGAUCGAGUUCGCCACCGGCUGGAUCUGCCGCGUGCCCCCCGCCGUCGCAGUCGUCCACCUCAUAUACGCCCUCUACCACCUCACCGGCUCCUACCGUCUCAAGACCCCCGGCAGCUCAAAAGUCUACUUCCUCCUGGCCUCGGCGCUCGACGUCGCCCUGAUCAGCUUGUACACGUACAUCGGCAUCCUAUCGUGGCGGCAGCACGCCGCCGGCGCGGACCGCAGCUGGUCGACGAUCUUCCACGAGCCGUCGGGGGCGGACGCGACGAUCGUAUUCAGCGUGUUCCUGCUGGUGUGCUGUAGCGGCGGGCUGAAAGCGCUCACGCUCGGGCUCUCACUGUACCUAAUCCACUGUUUCCGGCAACUGGAGGUGUUGCCACCAGACCACAACCCGUUCGUGGCGGACGAGGACCCGCGGCUCGCAGUAAACGAGAAAUCGCAGCGAUGGAGCACCAGCACCCGCGAGUCGGAGGCUCCGCUCGGCCGCAAAGUCCCCUUCGCCGCUACCCGUGCUGCACCGAACAAACAUACCUACCAGACGCUGGAUAUCGACAGCAUCGACUUUGGCGAGAGCCGCGCGCGGAAGGAGGUGCUGGGCGCGGGGUACGGGCAGGCCGAGCAGCGCGAGGAGGAUCGCCCCGAAUCCCCCGCUUCCUCAACCACCGCUCCGAGCCUGAAACGCGGAUCGAGAGUCGUCAGGCCAUUGUCGAUCUCGAGCAUGCCGGGAAAACCAAUGGGGCUCAAGAAGAAUGCUUAUAUACCCCCGCCGCCGUCGGACGAUGAGGGAGACGUUAGUGUCCCCAUUGGCGGUUGGGCUGGCACAGGCGGAUCCGGCGUGCAGGGUUAUAGUAAGGCUGCGCUCUUGCAGAAGCCCGAGGCCAGGCUGAGGACUGUGUCGGGGGAGGCGCAUUGAUGUUACGUGGUCUAAUAGGUCCUGUUCUGUCUAAUGAUUGUAUGAGAGUGUGUGUGUACUUGUGUGCUUGAAUCUCAUUUUUUGUGUCCGCACAGUGGGAUCUGUUUUUUUACUUACGGGCUAUGAUCGAUCGAUACCAUUGGAGUUUUCUCAUGUAUGCUACUAUGCUUUGGUUUUGGGGGCGCGGAUUGGGGAUUGGGGGGUUGUAUGUACACGUAGGGGUUGGAUAUGGGUAUGGGUGUGUGUGAAUGGCAUGAAAUGAUGGGUAAUACGAUAAGGCAACAUGGCUAAGAACUAAGAUCGGAAGUGAUAUGGUGAUAUGGUG